Molecule: messenger RNA, 599 nt
Organism: Anopheles moucheti
Lineage: Eukaryota; Metazoa; Arthropoda; Insecta; Diptera; Culicidae
Gene: Grx5
Product: glutaredoxin-related protein 5, mitochondrial
Exons: 2
Coding region: 21-458 (145 amino acids)
Source: RefSeq, a predicted model, not a curated record
ACCAGUCAAAACAACACGAAAUGAACGUCCUAGCGCGAAAUUUUGCACAAAAUCUGUUGAAAUACAAUGGUGCCGGUCGUAUACAGGCGGCGGCUAGGAGCUUCAGUACACAGGCGACAGAUGGGAAAGAAGUAGAGAAACUAGUGAACAACAGCAAAGUGGUAAUUUUCAUGAAAGGCAACCCGGAUGCACCGCGAUGCGGAUUCAGCAAUGCAGUGGUACAGAUUUUGCGGAUGCAUUCGGUUAAAUACGACAGUCACGACGUACUGCAAAAUGAAGCGCUCCGACAAGGCAUUAAGGACUUUUCGAACUGGCCCACUAUUCCGCAGGUUUUCAUCAACGGAGAGUUCGUGGGCGGAUGCGAUAUCCUGCUGCAAAUGCACCAGAACGGCGAGUUAAUCGACGAGUUGAAAAAAGCUGGCAUUGAGAGUGCUUUGGCAAAGGAGGCCGAGAAGUAGAAAGUAACGUAGGAAUAUAACGAAGUGUGUUGGGAUCGUGCGGCAAUAAAACAAAUCUUGUCUUGAAAGCAAUAACUACUGGCACCCCUAGUCCUCGGCAAGUGAAAUAGGAAAGUAAUGUCGAAAUAAGAAACAAUGCGU